This is a messenger RNA of Octodon degus (degu), 969 nucleotides long. Its product is annotated as olfactory receptor 7G2-like. Gene Ontology annotation, biological process: G protein-coupled receptor signaling pathway. Lineage: Eukaryota; Metazoa; Chordata; Mammalia; Rodentia; Octodontidae. The record is from RefSeq and is a predicted model, not a curated record. Gene Ontology annotation, molecular function: olfactory receptor activity; G protein-coupled receptor activity. The coding region runs from base 31 to 969 and encodes 312 amino acids. Gene Ontology annotation, cellular component: membrane. The transcript has a single exon.
UCACCACUUCUAAAAAUAGAUCGUGAAUACAUGGAAGCUAGAAACCAAACAGCUAUCUCAGAAUUCCUUCUCCUGGGAUUGACAGAGGAUCCAGACCUGCAGCCCCUCAUCUUCAGCCUCUUCCUGGUUAUCUACCUGGUCACAGUGCUCGGGAACAUGCUCAUCAUCCUGGCCGUCAUCUCUGACUCCCACCUCCACACCCCCAUGUACUUCUUCCUCUCCAACCUGUCCCUUAAUGACAUCUGUAUGAGCACAACCACCGUACCAAAUAUGCUAGUGAACAUCCAAACACGGGACCGGAGCAUCUCUUACACAGGCUGUCUUGCUCAGAUCGGUUUAGCCUUGGUUUUUGGUGGUUUGGAAAACUGUCUCCUUGCAGUGAUGGCCUAUGACCGUUACGUGGCCAUCUGCCACCCACUCAGGUACACAGUCAUCAUGAGCACCCGCUUGUGUGUUUUACUGAGUCUUUUCUCCUUGGGCAUCAGCAUUGUGUAUGGACUACUGCACAGCCUGAUGAUCCUAAGGCUGUCCUUCAGCUCAGUCGUGAAGAUUCCUCACUUCUUCUGCGAACUCCCUCAGAUCAUCAAGCUUACUUGUUCUGACACUUCAGUUGAUAACAUAGUAAUAUAUGUGGCAGCUGCCAUCUUCUGUGGUGUUCCUGUGUUUGGAAUCAUGCUUUCUUACACUCACAUUGUGUCAUCAGUGCUGAGGUUGUCGUCAUCAGAAGGAAAGUAUAAAGCCUUCUCUACUUGUAGCUCUCAUCUCUCGGUUGUCUUCUUGUUCUAUGGGACAGGGUUUGGGGUAUACAUUAGCUCCACGGUAGCUGCCUCACCCCAGAAAACUGCAGUGAUUUCAGCAAUGUAUUCUGUGGCACCUCAGUUGAUGAACCCUUUUAUCUACAGUCUGAGGAACAGGGACAUGAAGGCAGUUUUGUGGAGACUUAUUGCUAGGAUAGUUUCUGUUCCGUGA